CUAAACCUUCUUGCCAGCUCUCUGCACUUCACACUCGGAAGCAUUUGCAUUGAUUCGCCAUUUUUAGACCCAAAAUGCGGGGGUCUGCGUUGUUGUGGGUUCUUUAACUACCAGCGUUUACCACCCUAAAGCCGUGCCGAGAGGAACUAUGUUUAUGGAUACUCCGCCACCUCUGAACCACGUGUCGACCACGGCAGCGCCCGCGCUCGUCUCCGUGGCAACGGCGCGCAGGCGGAAGCGCGGCGGCAGCCACCCACUGGUCACCUGACCCGAGGCCGCCAGUCACGUGAUACGGUCUCCAUUGUCGCCAUCUUGAAGCGGUGGCCGGAGCUAAGGGACGAGAACUCUUUUUACCCAGGUAUUAUGGAAGAAGGAAGCAGUGUUGCAGUAUUGAUGCCAAAUAUUGGGGAACAGGAAGCUGUGCUGAUUUCUGAAACAGUCAUUGGCCCAACACUUCAGAACAGUGAAAAUCAAAGAAAAUGUAAAACUGACCCACUAAUUCAUGUUAUCCAGAAACUAAGCAAAAUAGUUGAAAGUGAGAAGUCACAAAGAUGCCUUUUAAUAGGGAAAAAACGUUCCCAUCCUAAUGCUUCUGCACAGCCCUUGGACGCAGAUGAUCUAUGUGAGAUCCCAGCUAAGGCAAUUGAGCUCUCUGUUUUCGCAACUAAAAAGACUGAAGAGUUACAAGCAGAUUAUUUUGUGACUGAAUGUCUUCCACAAAGCAAAAAAAAUGUGAUGUGCUACCAAUGUAGUCUGUGUAAGUUUCUAUCACCCUCUCUCUUAACACUACAAGAGCAUAUAAAACAGCAUGGGCAGAAAAAUGAAGUGAUAUUCAUGUGUUCAGAAUGUCAUUUUGCUUCCAAAAGCAAAGAAGAUCUUGAAUCCCACUUCCAAAAUUGCCAUGAGAAUGAUGGUAAAAAUAACACCCAGACAAAAGCGCAGCAGUGUGUAAAUGUCGCGAGUUCAUUUUUGCAAGGGCCAGUGGAAGGAAGUGUCAAAUCAGGGGCUGAUCAGACAGGAAAUCUGGAAGGUAAAGAUACAACUCAGUCUACUCAGAGGCCUGAAAUGGGUAGGAGAAAAUGGUAUACUUAUGAGCAGUAUGGCAUGUACCGGUGUUUAAUUUGUCGGUACACCUGUGGUCAGCAAAGAAUGUUGAAAACACAUGCUUGGAAACAUGCGGGUGAGGUUGAUUGCUCCUAUCCUAUCUUUGAGGAAGAAAAUGAAACUACCAACUUGUCAGAGGUGGUUGUAACUCAUACACCUCAUAGCAUAGAUACUGUUGUUCUUUCCUUGGAAAACAAUGAACUUGAUAUCCAGAGUGAACCUUCUCUUCAACUUCAGAUUUGCAAUUCUGAGCAACUGUCAUGUAAAUUGCCAGUAGGAAAAAAUGUAAAAGAGGAAGAGAUGUUACAUCAGUCUGUAGUGCAUUCUCCUACUGCAGAGGUUUUGGAGGAGACUGUAUCAGAUACAGAACCAGAUAGUAUGAUAACUGAUAGCCUGCUUUCUUCAGCACAGAAAAUCAUCAAUUGUAGUCCAAAUAAAAAGGGUCACGUUAAUGUAAUAGUGGAGCGUUUGCCAGGUGCUGAAGAAAGUAUCUUACAGAAGCCUUUCUUGAUGAACACUGACAUUGAAACAGAAAAAAAAUUAAUCUCAGAGGAGUCCCACAUUACCUGUGAAGAACCUGAUGAAGUUUAUCAUUCAGAUCCAAUUCAAGAAGUAGUAAUAGGAUGGAAUAAUACCGAGAAGAAAGAUAAUGAAUUAAGCUCUAAUAAAACCAUUACAACUGAUGAAAAUGUGCCUCCUGCACGAAGAAGGACAAAUUCAGAGUCUUUACGACUACACUCAUUAGCUGCAGAAGCUCUUGUUACAAUGCCUAUCAGAGCUGCAGAACUAACAAGGUCUAGCUUCAGGACUCUGACUGGAGAAGAUGCUGUGGAUGCAGGUGCAGGACAGGGAGAAGCAGAUGGCCCACGCCUGGCGCAUUCUAAAGUGGCAUCCUCACUUCAAGAUCAUUCAGUGGAGUUUAGUGGCUUUGGCCAAGGUGAAUGUGCAAUAGUUGAGAUACAGAAAGAAAGGCCAGAGUUAUCGGAAGCACCAAUUAAAAUGGGCAUCAGUAUGUCACUACUCACUGUCAUUGAAAAAUUGAAGGAGAGGACAGAUCAGAAUGCUUCUGAUGAUGACAUUUUGAAAGAAUUACAAGACAACGCACAAUGCCAAAAUGCAAAUGAUGCAAAUGUUCCUGGCAGUAACCUAGUAGAAUAUAUACCUAACGCAGAUCGACCCUACCGCUGUCGCCUCUGCCAUUACAGCAGUGGUAAUAAGGGCUACAUAAAACAACACUUGAGAGUCCAUCGUCAGAGGCAGCCAUAUCAGUGUCCCAUCUGUGAACACAUUGCUGACAAUAGUAAAGAUUUAGAAAGCCACAUGAUCAACCACUGCAAAACAAGAAUGUAUCAGUGCAAGCAAUGUGAAGAAUCCUUUCAUUACAAGAGCCAACUACGAAAUCAUGAAAGAGAACAACACAGUCUUCCAGAUAUUUUUUCAGCAGCCACAUCUAACAAACUAAUAGUUUCCAACGAAGUAGAUGAAAGAGAAGGAAACAAGUCUUCAGUUCAGAAACUGUAUAGAUGUGAUGUAUGUGACUACACAAGCACAACUUACGUUGGUGUACGCAAUCACAGACGAAUUCAUAACUCUGAUAAGCCAUACAGAUGUCGAGUGUGUGACUUCGCCACCACAAAUAUGAAUAGCUUGAAAUGCCAUAUGAGGCGCCACCCCCAGGAGCAUCAGGCAGUGCAGCUAAUGGAACAGUACAAAUGUUCUCUCUGUGGAUAUGUAUGUAGCCAUCCUCCAUCCCUGAAGUCCCACAUGUGGAAACACGCAAGUGACCAAAAUUAUAACUAUGAACAAGUGAACAAGGCUAUUAAUGAUGCAAUUUCGCAAAGCAGCAGGUUUCAAGGACAGCUUCCUGACAAAACCUUAUUAGAAGGCACAGAUGAGAGUACAAUACCUAUACUAGGAAGUUCAGACAACUUGGUGUCUUUAACAGAGUCUAUUAACCAGACUACAAAUGAAAUUUCAGGUUCUGAUGAAAACGAAAAGCCUAACUUGAUGAAUACCUCAUGCAGUUUAGAAAAGAACUCCACUCUACCCCACCUUGGCACAGAAUACUGUGUUCUUCUCUUCUGCUGCUGCAUUUGUGGUUUUGAGUCUACCAACAAAGAAAAUCUGCUGGAUCAUAUGAAAGAACAUGAGGGUGAAAUCAUAAAUAUCAUUCUAAAUAAGGACCACAGCACAUUCCAGAGCACAAACUAGGUGAAGCAGUAAGUUAAAGAAAGGGUUUCCUAGAGUGAGUAUUUUCUUUCUUUGCUAAUUUUUGCUUGUGAAACUUGCUAAAGAAAAGAAUUGCAGGCAAAACUUGAUUUCCCAUCCUGAGUCCUUGUUUCAGUAGGAGUACAAUAUUUUAACCAGGGAUUGAUGAGUCAGUUAAGAGAUAUAUUUAGGGAGUGGGGAAUAGAAUGAUUCAUUUUAACCUGCUAUUUCUUUAUAUGGUGCCAAGAACAUAGGAUUCUUGAUGUUUUUUUCUCUUAUUGUCAGGUACUAGUCAUUAAUACGGCAUUAGCACAGUACGUUCAAACCCAAAGGUGUGAAAGCUUUGUACCAACUGAAAAGCUUUUUCCUUCCUCCCUCUUUGUUGUUUUUCAACUAUUUCAGCAAGCAACUUUUUUACCCUCCCCUUUUUUUUUUUUUUUUUGGAAAUUAGCAACAGACCAGAUAAAAAUUUUACAGUAUGAUCUCACAAACCCCACUGCCUGGAUUCUGGAAGGUAGGGAGAGGGACAUGUGCAUGCUUGCAUGUACACAUACACGUUUCAUUUCUUCCCAUCUAUUUUUAAGGCCUUACAAGUCGUCCUUCAACAAAGACUGCUAUCCUUUCUGUUGGUUUAGAGCAGCAGGAGCUGAGGAGCCUGGAAGCAUUUUGCUAAUAAUUAUUUGAUUGGACCCUAACUGAAAAAAACUCCUACCUUUUGAAUUGAUCGUACGUAAAAGAUCCUUUAUAAUAAUGACCGGCUGUUUCUUAACAGUUUUCUUGACACAUUCGGCAGAACUAUUUAAAAAAAAAAAAAAGCUCAUCAUAUGUCAUUUUUAAUUUGUGGUGAUUACUUUGCAGUCUGUAUGAGCAAUGUGCUUUAAUGAGAACAAGAUAUUAACAGUAAUUGCCACAAGGAGAUGUAGAUUAAACCUAUGUAGAUUACUAAAGAUGUAGGUGAGCACAAAGUGGGUUUUGAAGCAAAGCUUACAUGCUUUUGGAGUUCUUCGAAAUCCCACUGGCUGUCUAAAUUGCCCAUUUGUCUGGCAGAGCUGUAACUGGAGAAAUAAUUUGCUCAAAGAUAGAGUAAUCUUUCUGUAGAAAAUAAUAUUUAAAAAAAGGCAAACAAUAUUUUAAGCAAAAACUGUAUCCAGUCACUUGUAGAAUAAAUUUUACUAGUGCAUAUAAUAUGGAUUCAUGAAGGGAAGUAGGGAUUACUUUGUUUUCUAAGGAAAAAAAAAAAAAGCUUCUAAAAUUACAGUGCCUUCUUUUUUUUGUUUUACAGUACAGCAGUUUGCAGUAGAAGACAUUCAUCUCUGUAUCAGUUGGGAAUACUGUUACACUGGCUAAUUACCUGGCAACUUUGUUAAGGUUGUUUAAAAAGUUGGCUACUUAAAUUGUUUGAAAUACAUGCUUUGAUCAAGUGAAGUAGUAGCAUUUCCAAAGAAGCCCUUUAGCAGCCAGAUUUAAACUUUCUAGUUUGGGCAUGUAUUUCUGCUUUUAAUGACAGGCAGAUGCACAGCAGCAUGCCUAGUUCCUGACAUGGGGAUGUAGUUACCUGAUUUUUAGUAGCUCAUUACUUAAAAAAUUAGUUACUCUUAGAAAAACAGUAUUUCAUGGUUACUUUAUCUGUAACUUUCUGCUAGCAGAAAUAAGCUAUAACUUUAAAUCUGAGAAGGUGGCAUAUGUAGUGUACAGUCUAUUGUGCUAUUGCUGACUAGAAGUGGCAUCAGAAAAGAAAACAAUUCUUGUCACAACUUUAUGAAGCAGCACAAAGGCACUAAAAGUCCAAGUACAUUUGAUGAUUUUUGUUUUCAAGUGAUUUCCUCAAUUUGACUUGUCUUUUGUGUUAAAUAUAUAUUAUUUCAUUAAUAAAUUGGAUAGCAGAAAACACACUUUGCUUCUUUAAAAACUGGUCAGGAUGUAAUGUCAGAGCAUUUUUGUGUCAGACAUUUGAGAUAUUUUAAAUACAUAUGUGAAGUUGCUCAGCUAGUGAAAGAUAAAAAGGUGAAAAACUUUUUAAAUGAAGAAGGAGGUGGCAGUGAAACAAGAGAGUACAAACAGUACAAAACAGUACCCUUGAAUCAAAAUUAACAAUUUUUUGGUGUAUGUGCAACCCACGCUUGCAGCAGUAAGUAUAAUGUGCCAGGACUCAUCGUAGUGGGAUUACAGAGCAGGAUGCGUCUAUUCACAGUUGUUCUUUGCCAUCCUGUGACUUUUUCCUUUUAGACUAUGUGUUCCUAUAAUGGUAGAAAGAUAGUUGAUGCUAAAAACCAUUAUAAAACCCGUAACAAAUGCCAACAAAUAAUUCCACAUGUACAGAGAUUUAUUUUUUUAAAAACUGUCUUCAUGCUGCUUGCCAUUAGCUACCCACUCACAAUUCCCAUUGACUUUACCCGAAGUUCUGCAUGUGAAGUAAUUGUAGACUUAGUUUUUCUGAAAGCAAAUUUUUUUUGCUUUAUUAUUCCUCAGGUUAUCUGCUUUAGGAAGCAUAUGGUUGGCUUGGUUGCAUGUUCUGUAAUGGGUUUUAAGCACACUUCAGAGUCACCAACACUGCGGUCUUCCCCUUUCUUUAAGCUUUUAAAAUAUUUUUGGAUCUUCUGUCACAUGAUGAUCAGAUAUUCACUCACCAUUAGAUUUUAUUCUGUGUUAUAAACUGUAACUUGCAGCUUUGUUUUAAAUGCCUCUACUUCUACUAAAGAGAAAACUUACUUUAUUCUAGUCUAUACUGAUAAAUAGGUGCAUAUUUCAUCUUUCUGAUUGAUGCCUGGCCUGGAAAAAUAGCGUGAGGUUCAGUCAGAGUUAUGGUAUCUUCCUCUUUCAGAAGCACUUAUUUAAUUGUUUAAAAAAAAAUGUACAGUUGGUGCUCAAAGUAACAUUUGUUAAGAUAUAUUUAAUAGAAAUUUACAUUUGCAUUUGAUAUUCAUGGACAUGGGUACAUGUAUUUUUUUAAGAAAAGGUAAUGUAACACUAUGGCACUGCUUUUAUAGCCAAAGUAUAAAAAAUUUAGAAAACUGACAUGUAAAGACUGCAGUUAGUUCUGAUACUGUAUCUUAUUAAAUAGGAUGAAUUUCAUUUUAUAAGAUUAUCCAGCACAUUAAGCUGCAUGCCUUAAGCUCUCUCUAGGAUUGUGUUCCUGAUAGACAACUGUUUGGAACUAUGAAGCAAAGUCUGUAGUACUACUUUAACUACCUUCUGAAAUACUGUACAAUGUUAGAAUAAUUUAUUUUGCUUUACAGGAGUUUGUCACGUAUUGACUUUAAUAUUGUAUUUUGGUAAUAAACUUCUUUUGUUAAACA
This is a messenger RNA of Strigops habroptila (Kakapo), 6608 nucleotides long. It is a transcript of the gene ZNF507, whose product is annotated as zinc finger protein 507. Gene Ontology annotation, cellular component: nucleus. The coding region runs from base 364 to 3315 and encodes 983 amino acids. The transcript is spliced from 7 exons. The record is from RefSeq and is a predicted model, not a curated record. Gene Ontology annotation, biological process: regulation of gene expression. NCBI's taxonomy places the organism in Eukaryota, Metazoa, Chordata, Aves, Psittaciformes, Psittacidae.